AAAUGCAAGACCUAUUUUGGUAAUUACGAAAAACCUUUCCCCUUUGUCUCUUAACACCAUUCAACUUCUCCACCUACACACCCCAAACACUGACACACACACUCGAAACUUUCAGACUCACACUCUCUCUCUCUUCAUCUCUUUCUUUCUCUCUCUGAGAAAUGGGGUCACGAAUCCCUUCUCACCAGCUCAGCAGUGGGCUGUACGUCUCGGGUCGACCCGAACAGCUCAAGGAACGGUUACCAACAAUGGGUUCACGGGCCGUACCUUAUACCGGCGGCGACAUUAAGAAAUCCGGUGAACUCGGCAAAAUGUUCGAUAUCCCAGUCCUUGAUCCUUCAUCCAAUGGUCCUCCUUCGACCAAGACAUCACGACCUUCCUCGUCUUCUCAGCACAACAGUGGAUCCGUCCGAUCCGGGCCGAACUCCGGUCCAGUAAGUAAGCACACUAGCUCCGGUCCGAUUCCGAAGAAAUUCUCUGGUCCCAUGGUGCCGCUCCAACCCACGGGCCUUAUUACGUCGGGUCCGGUGGUCUCUGGUCCACAGGGAUCGUUGGGUGGCGGUGGGAGGAGGUCGGGUCACAUGGAGCAUGCUGCGUCCACUGGAAAAGCAGUGUACGGGACGGCCGUGACGAGCUUGAGUGAAGGGGUGAAGGUAGGGUUUAGGGUUUCAAAGGCGGUGGUGUGGGUUUUCCUGGUGGUAGUGGCGAUGGGUUUGCUUGUAGGGGCUUUUUUGAUGGUAGCAGUUAAGAAGGCGGUUAUUCUGAUUGCGGUGGCCGGAGUUCUAGCACCGGUAAUGGUGCUGAUAAUGUGGAAUUAUUUUUGGGGUAAGAGAGGUUUGAUAGAAUUUGUGAAGAACUAUCCUGAUGCUGAGAUUAGAGGUGCCAUUGAUGGAAAGUACGUGAAGGUUACUGGGGUUGUCACUUGUGGCAGCAUUCCUCUGGAAUCAUCUUACCACAAAGAAACUAGGUGUGUGUAUGUUUCCACAGAGUUGUAUGAAUAUAAAGGAUGGGGAGGAAAGCCUGCUAAUCCUAGGCACCGCUGUUUCUCAUGGGGUUGUAGGUACUCAGAGAAAUAUGUUGCUGAUUUUUACAUAUCAGACUUUCAAUCUGGAUUAAGAGCCUUGGUGAAAGUUGGUUAUGGAGCUAAGGUUGCACCCUUUGUUAAACCAGCUACUGUUGUGGAUAUAACAAAAGAAAACAGAGAUUUGUCUCCAGGCUUUUUAAGCUGGCUAGCUGAUCGCAGUCUAUCUAGUGAUGAUCGUGUAAUGCGUCUCAAAGAAGGAUAUAUUAAAGAAGGAAGCACGGUAAGCGUGAUGGGGGUUGUCCAGCGCCAUGACAAUGUUCUAAUGAUAGUUCCAUCAGCAGAGCCUGUCUCAACAGGGUGCCAGUGGUCCCGUUGCCUCCUCCCGACCUACGUCGACGGUCUUAUAUUGAUGUGCGAUGAUAAUCAGAAUGCCGAUGUAAUUCCUGUAUAGAUGUUUGGUAGUUGAAUGCCACGAUGAGUAAAUAUUUGAAGGGUGAGACUGAUGUAACAAAGUGCAUACCAGUAGACCACAGCUACUUUUCUUUUUCCUCAAUUUAGGUGUGUAAAUUGGCCUAGAAGAUGCUAAGAAAGAAGAGGCUUAUAUUAAAGGUCACAUAGUUUCCAGUGAAUAUGCGUUGUAAGAGUUGUAGAGAUCCAUAUGGAUAUGGAGAAACGAGUUGGUCUCUGAAGAAGAAAGCUGUAUAAUGAGAAUGCUAAGCAUUGUGAUUUUUUUGCUAUUUUAUGUACAUAAACUCAUAGAGAUAUGCCCUAAAGUAAAGGGUUCGGAAUUAAGGGUUGCUUGGUUGUUUGCCCAAAA
This is a messenger RNA of Cannabis sativa, 1841 nucleotides long. RefSeq lists its product as uncharacterized. The transcript has 4 exons. NCBI's taxonomy places the organism in Eukaryota, Viridiplantae, Streptophyta, Magnoliopsida, Rosales, Cannabaceae. The record is from RefSeq and is a predicted model, not a curated record. Bases 162 to 1475 code for a protein of 437 amino acids.